UGCGCAGGGAGAGGGUGGAGACUCCCCGGGGUGACGGAGCACUGGGAGCCCAGCUCCCAGCUCACUGCCGUUUUGCAGCCGACGUGAUGAGACAGGUGGGACAAUCCUGCCCUGCAAGCUGAGCGAGCCGUCAGGGCUGCCUUCCUACACACCACGCUCUUCUCUUCCCUGGCUCCUGCUUCCCUUCCACCACUUCUGCCACCUCCUCAGCAGCCCUGCAGUGCUGACCCAGACCUGCUGCUGAGGAAAAAUGGCAGAAGGCCAGCCACACCUAAGUAUUCAGAUGUCAGACUUGAAUACAAAUGGCAUCCCCAGCAGAAAGCAGUGCUCUCCAGACUUAGCCAGCAGGGGAGGAAGUGUACUAACUUUCCACAACAUCUGCUACCAUGUGAAGAUGAAGACUGGGUUCCUAUGUUGUCAAAAAACAGCCAAUAAAGAAGUUUUGAGAGAUGUCAAUGGCAUCAUGAGACCAGGACUGAACGCAAUUUUGGGACCCACUGGCAGUGGUAAAUCUUCUCUGCUCGACAUUUUGGCUGCAAGAAAGGAUCCCCAUGGGCUUUCCGGUGACAUUUUGAUCAAUGGAGCUCCUCAGCCUGCCAACUUUAAAUGUACCUCUGGAUACGUAGGACAGGAUGAUGUGGUGAUGGGAACCCUGACUGUAAGAGAAAAUUUGAAGUUCUCAGCAGCACUCCGUUUGCCAAAGUCAGUGAAGGAACAGGAAAAAAAUGAACGAGUGAAUCAGAUCAUCAAGGAACUGGGUUUGAGCAAAGUGGGAGAUUCCAAGGUUGGCACACAGUUCACUCGCGGGGUGUCCGGAGGAGAGCGGAAAAGGACCAAUAUUGGGAUGGAGCUCAUCAUGGAUCCUGCCAUCUUGUUUUUGGAUGAGCCAACUACAGGACUCGAUGCCAGUACUGCUAACGCUGUCCUACUGCUACUGAAAAGGAUGGCAAAACAAGGAAAAACAAUAAUCUUCUCCAUCCACCAGCCUCGGUACUCCAUAUUCCAACUGUUUGACAACGUGACGCUGCUGGCCGUGGGGAAAGUGCUGUACCACGGGCCCACUCAGCACGCCAUCGAGUACUUCCAGUCUAUCGGCUACGAGUGUGAGCCAUACAACAACCCUGCCGACUUUUUCCUGGACAUCAUUAAUGGAGACUCCACUGCAGUUGCAAUGAGCAAGACUGAUGAAACUAACACAGCAGAGCGUACUGAAGAAUGCACUGAACAUGAUAAAACCUUGGCUGAGAAGUUAGCAGAAAAAUACUCCAACUCUGCCUACUACCAAGAAACAAAAGCAGUAUUAGAGAAUAUUUCUUUGGGAAAUAAAAAGAAAACAAAAGCAGUUUUCCGACAAAUCACGUAUGCCAAUUCCUUCCUUCAUCAGCUGAAAUGGGUGUCCAACCGCACAUUUAAAAAUCUGGUAGGAAACCCUCAAGCUUCCAUAGCUCAGCUGUGUGUUACAGCUUUCCUGGGACUGGUUGUAGGUGCCAUUUUCUUUGGACUUAAAGAAGACUCUGCUGGACUACAAAACAGAGUGGGUGCAAUGUUCUUUCUGACCACCAACCAGUGUUUCAGCAGCAUCUCAGCUAUUGAACUCUUUGUUGUGGAAAAAAAGAUAUUUAUACAUGAAUAUAUCAGUGGGUACUACAGAACAUCUGCAUAUUUCAUCUCAAAGCUAAUGGCUGAUUUAAUACCCAUGAGGACUAUACCAAGCAUCAUCUUCACCUGUAUAAUUUACUUCAUGUUAGGUUUGAAACCAACAGUAGAAGCCUUCUUUACAAUGAUGUUUACUCUUAUGAUGGUGUCCUACACAGCCACUUCUAUGGCACUAGCCAUUGCAGCAGGACAGAGUGUGGUCGCUGUAGCAAACCUGCUCAUGACUAUCACAUUUGUUUUUAUGAUUAUUUUCUCUGGGUUGCUGGUCAAUCUCACAAGCAUCAUGUCCUGGCUCUCCUGGCUCAAAUACUUUAGCAUCCCUCGAUACGGAAUGACAGCUUUACAAAUCAGUGAAUUGACUGAUCUGAACUUUUGUAGCAGCAGUAACAACACAAAUUUAAUCAGCAAUGAUAAUUAUCGACAGCUAAGCCAGCCGUGGUGCACAGGAGAUGAGUAUCUGAAAAAUCAAGGCAUUGAUGUGAGUAGCUGGGGCCUGUGGCAGAACCACCUGGCUCUUGCCUGCAUGACAGUAAUAUUCCUUACCAUUGCAUACCUGAAACUGCACUUCAUGAAGAAGUUCUCUUAAAACCAGAAUGAAAAAUGCAAUUCCCACUGUUCAGUAGUUUGAUAAACUGAGUGUGCAACUGACUAGAUUUUCUUUGAAGAGACCUUCCUUUGUACUUCUGUUUAUGGUUACACAAGUCAGCAAUGUGAAUGCCAUCCUUGUGUAUUAAAUACUUAGUAUUAAUGUACUUUGCUGAAAUGUCUAGCAUGCCUCAGUUCUCUCUGCCAUAAAAAGUGUACAACUAUUCAUUUCUUCAAGAGACUAUUCAGUCUUUCUGCAUGUUCUAGCUAUGAAUUUGUUAAAUAAUGAAACUAAUAUUUAAUGGCUUAACCUGAAAAAAAAAAUGGUUCCAUACUUUAAUUAGCACCUACAUUCACUGGCAAGUAAUUCAGUCCAAGGGAUGCUUAUCAGGACACCAGUGCAGUCUCGACUGCUAAUGAGGUCACAGUCUACGUGAGACAGCGACAAAAACACCUUCUCCAUCCCAGUGCACAUCUCAUGCCCUUUGCUAUUUGGGAAUUGUUACUGCUCUAGAGUGUACUUGAUUGAGCCCAUCAAGUUUUUUUUACCAAGCUCGAGUGAUAGAAACGCUUUUUUAAAUAAAGGUGACUGUGUACUUA
Molecule: messenger RNA, 2841 nt
Organism: Harpia harpyja (harpy eagle)
Lineage: Eukaryota; Metazoa; Chordata; Aves; Accipitriformes; Accipitridae
Gene: ABCG2
Product: ATP binding cassette subfamily G member 2 (Junior blood group)
Exons: 16
Coding region: 251-2242 (663 amino acids)
Cellular component (GO): plasma membrane
Molecular function (GO): ABC-type transporter activity; ATP hydrolysis activity; ATP binding
Source: RefSeq, a predicted model, not a curated record